ACCGGUCAAAGACAUCGUCACUGGCUGCUAACAAAGAGCUGCGUACGUGCGCGCGCUGGUGAGAGUGGAGACGCCAAUGCGCGCUGUGUGGUUUGAUGAGGAUGCUGAAACCCACGAGGACUUUCUAUGAACAGACAAGUGCAUGUGCCGUUACCGCAUUUCAGCGCAUUCUCGUCGAUUAGAAUGAAACGCAAAUGAUGAACGCCAUGGUGGAGUUGGAACCUGUUGUUUGGAACUUUACGCUCAAAUUAGAAAACAGCACGCGCGCUAAUGAGACAGCAGCAGUUUAUCCCGCGGACGAGUAUUAUAACAUUGUUCACGUCACGGAAACUAAAAUUCUCCCAGCAUUUAUUGGAUUUCUGUGCUCCACCGGGCUUGUUGGAAAUAUUCUUGUUUUGGUGACUAUUUUAAGGUCUGCUAAAAAAACUGUGCCAGAUGUAUACGUAGGCAAUUUGGCGGUGGCUGACCUGGUCCACGUGACGGUCAUGCCGUUUCUGAUUCACCAGUGGGCCCGUGGAGGGCACUGGGUGUUCGGCAGCACACUCUGCACCAUCAUCACCUCUCUUGACAACUGCAACCAGGUGGCGUGCGCUGCAGUCAUGACCGCUAUGAGUCUGGACAGAUACCUGGCCCUUGUUCAUCCAUUUCGCCUACUGAGCCUCAGGACCAGAUCCAGGACGAUCCGCAUUAACCUGUUUGUUUGGGCGGCCUCUUUCAUCAUGGUUCUGCCUGCCUGGAUUCAUGCCAAAGUGAUCCGCUUCAGAGACGGGCUAGAGAGCUGUUCCCUUAACCUGGUCUCUCCCAAAGAAGUGCUCUGGUAUACACUCUACCAGACUGUGACGUCCUUCUUCCUGCCAUUACCUCUCAUUCUCAUCUGCUAUAUACUGAUUCUCUGCUACUCCUGGAGAAUGUAUCGCAAGAACAAAAAGGCUCACAGGUAUAACACCAGCCUGCCUAGAGAGCGUGUGGUCCGCCUCACUAAAAUGGUCCUGGUUCUCGUAGCGGUUUUCCUGGUCAGUGUUGGGCCGUACCACGUCCUGCAGCUGGUUAACCUGAGCAUACCUCGCCCCUCAUUAGCAUACCACACCUGCUACUAUCUGUCUGUGUGCCUGAGCUACGCCGCCAGCAGCAUAAACCCCUUCAUCUACAUACUGCUGAGCGGACACUUCCGCCACAGGCUGGUCUCUCGGGAUACACCCAGCAUGCCAAGUGUGGAACGGGAAAUCCAGGCCCCCCGCUCCAGUUUUUAAGCUGAAACACACACGACACUGCAAAUGAAUGAAUCAACGCGCAAGCCUUUGUUGGUCUUAGGUAAAGCACAAAUGUUUCGGAGAAGUAUUCCUGUUCCUUGUUUUCAUUACUAAUUGUUUUGAAGGAUUUCAUUAAGGACGCAUGAAAUGUUUUAUAUAUGCAUGUUUGCACGAUUUGCACCUUUUGAGUCUCUGUUGUGAAUGCUGUGUUGUUAUUUAUUGUUUAAUGUGGUGUUUUGGCUCCCUCUGCUGUUUAGCUUUAGUCAUUUACUCCACUGCCUAAGUCUGUCUGUCUGUCUAAAUCUUAAUUAUGAAAAAAAUAAACAAGGCUUUGUCGAGAUAAUAUUUAAGUUUCCCUUUACAAACUUCACAAGCUUACACUGCAUUUAUUUUAGUCAACUUUUCAGUUCUGUUUAUUUAAAAAUCUAUUUCCUUACAUAAAACUGACAUGGCAUUUUUAAUUGAAAAGGCAUGUAUUAUUCAAUUCUGAAUGACACACAACCCUACAUUUAACUGAGAUUGAAUUAUUGUUUUGAAGGGGCAUUUGCCAUUUUCAGAUUGCAUUCAUCCGUGGUCUGCAGUAAUCAACACUGGAGAAAAUAAACGAUUAUGAUAAUAAUAAAAACAACUGUGUUAUGGGCACAGAAGUAACUAAAUCUAAUUGUGGCUUUGUAUUACGUUUCUGUUUUAAGGUUUUAAGCUUGAUCGUAUGUGACAGUUGAAAAAGUGAUAUGUUAUUAUUGUGAAUGUUAUAUUGUAUUAUCAGGUUUUAAAAGAUAUUUCAUCAUACCAGCAAAUGUAUUUAAUUCCUAAAAGUUGUUUUGUACUAUACAGAAUGUUUUGAGGCCCGUGAGCGUGUUUUCGCUCAUCUUGUGUAAGUGCUUCACCAUUGUUACACACAAGAGAAAUCAAUAUUGCUCGGGACGAAAAGUUGCUGUCAUGCGGAAAUCCUUUAAGGGCAUUUUGGUAUUGUCUGGUGUGUACUGGAUGUCAUGAUGAAGUGGCUGGCAGCUCUAAAGAGCGAGGUCACUGACCAGACGGGAAGAGAAGCAGGGAUCUGUUUGUAGCCCAGCUCUCAGAGUGGAAUCAAUUCUCUGACCAGACCAGAGACAGACAGGGAUCGUGUCUGACCUUAAAGCAUGCCUGGCGGCAGUGGCUGGAAACUCACCCCAGUGCUCCAUCUCUCUAUCUCUGUUUCUCAAUUAUGCCUUUUUAUGUGGCCUAGUAAACCAGCCAGAGGCAAAAUCCCAACUGGUGUGUUCAAAUACUUGUCAAUAUUAGUGUUUCAGUGUCACCAUGUAGCAUGUUGAGAUCAUGCAUUUCAAUAAUAUUAUUCAAUACAAUAACUUACAAACUGUUGUGCUAUUGGUUUGCCAAUGAUUCCAGUGCAGCAAUCAAGACUCUGCCUGGGCAGCAAGGUGCUUUUACAUUCUCCUGUCUCUAAAGUAGCUCACACUGUGUAUAUUCCCCAUUCCAUCAGCCUUCUCUUUCUCAAACUUUGAAUCAUCAUGCUGUCCUGCGAGCGAGGUGGCUGACUACUGCUGUGGCUGCUAAUCUGACAUUGUUUGACCUUGUUUGUGACUUGCUUCAUAUGGCAUUGACCUUGUUACUUCCACCUCAGCAAUUUGGCUGCCUGUUUGUGUCAUGUUUUUCAUGCACAUUUAUUUUUUAAAACAGCUAUUGCAUUGCAAAUAUUAUUAAAUGUUUAUUAGGAGUAUUUUCUUUUUUGUGAAUAUGUUUACUGUACUGCCAAUUAGCAGGGAAACUUGCUUUCUACUAGUGGAACUACGUUGUAAAGAA
Messenger RNA from Puntigrus tetrazona (Sumatra barb), 3050 nucleotides. RefSeq names its product melanin concentrating hormone receptor 2a (gene mchr2a). The transcript has 5 exons. The record is from RefSeq and is a predicted model, not a curated record. Bases 195 to 1250 code for a protein of 351 amino acids. Gene Ontology annotation, cellular component: neuron projection; membrane. Lineage: Eukaryota; Metazoa; Chordata; Actinopteri; Cypriniformes; Cyprinidae. Gene Ontology annotation, molecular function: neuropeptide binding; G protein-coupled receptor activity. Gene Ontology annotation, biological process: neuropeptide signaling pathway.